Besnoitia besnoiti is the source of this 1152-nucleotide messenger RNA. Its product is annotated as SAG-related sequence. The record is from RefSeq and is a predicted model, not a curated record. Bases 1 to 1152 code for a protein of 383 amino acids. Gene Ontology annotation, cellular component: membrane. Lineage: Eukaryota; Apicomplexa; Conoidasida; Eucoccidiorida; Sarcocystidae. The transcript has a single exon.
AUGGCGAGAAGCAUUCGAAGGGAACCGCGUCGCGGAGGCCUCAAGUCCAACGCCCGCAAGCUCUUGGCUGCCUGCGUCGGUGGAGUUCUGCUGCUCACGAGUGGGCAAGUCGAGGCACAACAGCCUCAGGAUGGGCUUUUGAGGCGGGUAUUGGAGGUUAGUGGGGAGCCGAGCCUCAAAGAUAACACUGCUACAUGUAGAUUGACGGGCUCAUCAGGUGAGGCCGUACAAGAACUGCCGGAGCUCACUCUGUCCGAAAAACAGCUCAACGCUACUCUGGUGUGUGAAGGCGAUCAGCCCACCAGAGUCCCAACGAAGCCUGAAAACGUCUGUCAAGAUCCGCAAGCUAAAGCUGUGGAGGUCGAUGAAAAAAAUGAGUGCAAGAUAGGAGCAUCCGCCUCAGGCUCACCAGUCCCACUUAAGACACUGCUCACGGCAACGAGUCAAGCGAAGUGGGAGAACGACAAGGCUGCAAAGGGAAUACAGAAACUUUCGUGGACGCUGAGCCUAAGCAAGGACGAUCUUCCACUGACAGAUAACAACUUCUACGUCGGCUGUCAGAAAGGUACUGUUAGUAGGAGCAGCGAAACUUCGGCUUGUAAGGUACCUGUGAAGAUCUUGGCAAGACACUCGUCCGCCGAAAAGAAUGUUGUCACCUGCGCCUACGGCGCGACCAGCAAUAAAACCCCCGUAGAGGUGGAGAUGACCCAGGAGCAGAACACGCUGAAGGUAGUGUGUGGAACGCAAGGUUCCAUUCAUCCUCUGGAUUACAAAACUCAUUUCUGCGAGAAGGAAGAGAUGAAUGCGUGCUCGAAGUCCUACGUUGAUAUUCUCCCGAAGUUCGACGAGAAGUGGUGGACAGAGGAGGAGAACAAGUCCGUCACGCUGACAAUCCCUUCUGCAGAUUUCCCCACUGAGGACAAGUCUUUCUACGUCGGCUGCACACUCAGCAAAUCCAAAAAUGAGGAACCUCAGGAGUCCCCUGCAGUGGCGGCAGCCAGUGGAGGGUCCGGCGCAACAGCGACGACUUGCAAGGUGCUGGUGACUGUCAAAGCAGUGAAUUCGUCUUUGUCGGCAGGCGCAGGUGUGGGAAUGGCAGCUGCAGUGUCUGGCGCAGCUGUGUUGACAGGGGUUCUCGCUGGUUCCCUCUGA